This is a messenger RNA of Erythranthe guttata (spotted monkey flower), 939 nucleotides long. It is a transcript of the gene SDHAF2, whose product is annotated as succinate dehydrogenase assembly factor. Gene Ontology annotation, biological process: protein-FAD linkage; mitochondrial respiratory chain complex II assembly; mitochondrial electron transport, succinate to ubiquinone. Gene Ontology annotation, cellular component: mitochondrion. The record is from RefSeq and is a predicted model, not a curated record. NCBI's taxonomy places the organism in Eukaryota, Viridiplantae, Streptophyta, Magnoliopsida, Lamiales, Phrymaceae.
AAAUCAGCACCGCCUACAAAGUUGAAGGUACUAACAGACGACGCCGUUUCAUCAUCGCCGCCGUCAAUUCACAUCCUUCCGGGAACAAUUCACACGCUCUAGAGAGAGAGAGAGAGAGAGAGAGAGAGAGAUGGCGAGUUUGAGAAGAGCCCUGUUGUCUACAGUACCUCGUAUUCUCAGCACCAAUCCGACGUCGUCUGCCGCCACCCCCCAAUCUCUUCACAGGCCAAUUUUGAGUUCCUUCUCCCGUCUCUACUCUACAAAUCAAAGCACCCAAUCCGUAGAUAUCGAUCUCUCCACUGAAGAGAGUAGAAGGCGAUUGCAUAACAGGUUGUUGUAUAGGAGCAAACAGAGAGGCUACCUUGAGCUGGAUCUGGUUCUGGGUAAAUGGGUGGAGGAUCACAUUCAAUCCAUGGAUGAAUCUGGAAUUAAAUCCCUUGUUCAUGUUCUUGACCUGGAAAAUCCCGAUCUAUGGAAUUGGCUAACGGGGCAGGAGCAACCCCCAGAGGCAGUGAACGUGAAUCCAGUUUUUGUUGCUGUGAGAGAAAAGGUGGCGAAGAAUCUCGAAAAGUCUGCACCACAAACACGAGCUACGACUGGGCAAUCGUGGGUGAGAGGUUGGGACGACGUCAAGAAGGGCCGUGACAGCCCUAUUGCUGGCAAUCAGUAGCUGUAUUUAUUCUCGAGGUUUCAAUAACAAUACUCGUUUGGCUUAUAUACAGAUUAUAUAUAUAUAUAUAUGUAUUGGUGAGAAAUAAAGUCUGUUACAAAAUAUGUGUUCGUGGACGUAUUAAAAGCCUUCAGAUUUGUAAAAAUAAAAAUAGCUGAUGAUUAGCUAUAGUAGACCAUGAAAUGUUUUUUCGUGGCGAAUGUAUUAAAAUCGAAUACGGCUUGAAUUGUUAUUUUUAUUUUAUGGUAUACUAUCAAGAUUUGGGUUGU